AUAUACAGAUACACUCCUCUGUCGCCCCCUCGCUCUUCUCCACCACACGCUCUCCGUGCCCCGCAUUCCGAAAACACACUUUUGCUUGCCCCUCAACCGCAGAAAAUGGCUCCUGGUAAAUGGGAUGAAGAAGAGGAGAGCACUCCUCCCUCUUCCCCUCCAACAACCGUCGCCCGCCGCGGCAAGUUUGACGAUGAAGAAGAGGACAGCGAUGUCCUAGAAUCGUGGGAUGCCGCCGAAGACUCCGAGGUCGAGCGGGAAAAGGCAAAGAAGGCGGCAGAAGCAAAAGAAAAGGCCGACGCCGAAGCAAAGGCCAACCACAAGAGCAAGUCUCAGCGUAUUGCAGAGCGCCGGGAGGAGAACAUGCGCCGUAGAAUGGCAGACCUUGAUGUAUCGGACGACGAGGAGGAGGACGAGGCCGAACGCCGCGCCCGUUUGAGGAAAACGGAGCAGGACGCCGACCUCGCCCACGCCGAGGAUCUCUUUGGCGGUGCUGCCAGCGGUCCUAAGCGUACUGCCGGCAAAGCUGUCACUCUAUCUGAUGCCAGCCAGCCAGACCAGGUCAUCGACUUGAGCUCGCUGCACCUCUUCAACCCCAACACCAAGGGCGACUUCACCAAACUGCGCGAGACUCUUGUGCCCCUGAUCAACGCCAACGCGAAGAAGGCCCAAUACGCUCUGUUCCUGCAGGAGUUUGCCAAACAGAUUGCAAAGGAUCUCCCCAGCGACCAGAUCAAGAAGGUUGCCAGCGGGCUCACGACGCUCAGCAACGAGAAGAUGAAGGAGGAGAAGGCGGCAGAGAAGGGCGGCAAGAAAUCCAAGGCGGCAAAGACAAAGACCAGCCUCAACGCUACGAGAGACGUCGCUUACAAGGCGGACACUGCAGCAUAUGAGGACGACUUUGGCGAGUAAGUGGCUCGGUUGCAUCCUGUAACAGGUCGGGAACACGAAAUGCUAACGGUGGUACAGUGACGAUUUCAUGUGAAAGGGCUGACGAGUACUUUGCCUGAGACUUGCCCCCCGUCCUCUCCACUUUGCCCUCCCUCAUUCGGCUGAGAUUGACCAUGAACCACGGCGUCGCCUGCAACCGGCCGCCACUCUUGCCCGAGAUGGCUUCCACGGUUGGUUAGUUAGCAGCAGAGCACCGUUUCCCUGGACUCGGAGCUCCCUUUUUUUCCAAAAGAUGUCUACCAUGCCUUUAGUGUGCGGCGUUGCGGCUGUUUUGCAUUCUUUCGGGUUUUCAUCUGACUAGUCGUGUGGAGCCGUUUGUGGCUUGGCCGCCUGUUGUCUGUCUGUGGCGCCCUUUCUCUUUUUUUUUCUCUUUUCUUACAUUAGCAUCUUCUUCCUUUCCGAGUAUGUAAU
This is a messenger RNA of Periconia digitata, 1362 nucleotides long. Lineage: Eukaryota; Fungi; Ascomycota; Dothideomycetes; Pleosporales; Periconiaceae. The record is from the annotation of a GenBank genome assembly.